Messenger RNA from Tupaia belangeri chinensis (Chinese tree shrew), 3455 nucleotides. RefSeq names its product semaphorin 4B (gene SEMA4B). Gene Ontology annotation, biological process: neural crest cell migration; axon guidance; positive regulation of cell migration. The record is from RefSeq and is a predicted model, not a curated record. Lineage: Eukaryota; Metazoa; Chordata; Mammalia; Scandentia; Tupaiidae. Gene Ontology annotation, cellular component: plasma membrane. Bases 1 to 2499 code for a protein of 832 amino acids. Gene Ontology annotation, molecular function: chemorepellent activity; semaphorin receptor binding. The transcript is spliced from 14 exons.
AUGAGGGAGACAGCAAAGCUGAGGGAGCAGUGGUGGAUGGCGAGGAAGCUUCAAUUCAACUGGCUCAUUCUAGAGGUUGGCCUAAGAGGUUUCUCUGGGGAGGCAGUCCCACAGGUUACAUCUCUUUUCUUCCCCACAGGCUCUGAAAAGCGGCCAGUCCUCAAAUUUGAAGUUGAAAACGUCUCCAACUACACUGCCCUUCUGCUGAGCGCGGACAGCAAGACUCUGUAUGUGGGUGCCCGAGAGGUCCUCUUCGCCCUCAACAGCAGCCUCAGUUUCCUGCCAGACGGGGAGUACAAGGAGGUGCUAUGGCGUGCAAGUGCAGAGAGGAAGCAUCAGUGCAGCUUUAAGGGCAAGGACCCACAGCGCGACUGUCAGAACUACAUCAAGAUCCUCCUGCCAUUCAACAGCACCCACCUGUUCACCUGCGGCACAUCGGCCUUCAGCCCGGCCUGUACCUACAUUAACGUGAAGAACUUCACUCUGGCCCAGGACACAGCUGGGAACAUCCUCCUGGAAGAUGGCAAGGGCCGCUGUCCCUUCGACCCCAACUUCAAGUCCACGGCCCUGAUGGUUGACGGUGAGCUCUACACUGGAACAGCCAGCACCUUCCAGGGCAACGACCCAGUCAUUUCCCGGAGCCAAAGCCCGCGCCCCACCAAGACUGAGAACUCCCUCAACUGGCUGCAAGACUCAGCCUUCGCAGCCUCAGCCUACAUUCCCGAGAGCCUGGGCAGCCUGCAUGGUGACGAUGACAAGAUCUACUUCUUCUUCAGCGAGACUGGCCAGGAGUUCGAGUUCUUUGAGAACACCAUCGUGUCCCGUGUCGCCCGCAUCUGCAAGGCCGACCGGGGCGGUGAGCGGGUGCUGCAGCAGCGCUGGACAUCCUUCCUCAAGGCCCAGCUGCUGUGUUCUCGGCCUGAAGAUGGCUUCCCCUUCAACGUGCUGCAGGACGUCUUCACACUGACCCCCAGCCCCCAGGACUGGCGUGACACCCUGUUCUAUGGGGUCUUCACUUCCCAGUGGCACAGGGGGACCACCGAGGGCUCUGCUGUCUGCGUCUUCACCAUGAAGGACGUGCAGAGGGCCUUCCAUGGCCUCUACAAGGAGGUGAACCGUGAGACGCAGCAGUGGUACACCGCGACUGACCCCGUGCCAUCACCCCGGCCUGGAGCGUGCAUCACCAAUAGUACCCGGGAGAAGAACAUCAACUCAUCCCUGCAGCUCCCAGACCGAGUGCUGAACUUCCUCAAGAACCACUUUCUGAUGGAUGAGCAGGUCCGCAGCCAGCCGCUGCUGCUGCAGCCCCAAAUCCGCUACCAGCGAGUGACCGUCCACCGCACCCCUGGCCUGCACCACACUUACGACGUCCUCUUCCUAGGCACCCGUGACGGCCGGCUGCACAAGGCGGUGGGCGUGGGCCCCAGGAUGCAUAUCAUCGAGGAGCUCCAGAUCUUCUCACCAGACCAGCCCGUGCAGAACCUGCUCCUAGACACCCACAGGGGCCUGCUGUAUGCUGCUUCACACUCGGGUGUAGUCCAGGUUCCCGUGGCCAACUGCAGCCUAUACCAGAGCUGUGGAGACUGCAUCCUGGCCCGGGACCCCUACUGUGCCUGGAGCGGCUCCAGCUGCAGCCCCCCCAGCCACUACCAGCCUAAGCUGGCCUCCAGACCGUGGGUCCAGGACAUUGAGGGAGCCAAUGCCAAGGACCUCUGCAACACAUCCUCAGCCAAGCCCCGGUCUUCUGUACCAGCAGGCAAGAAGCCAUGUGAGCACGUCCAGUUCCAGCCCAACACGGUCAACACUCUGGUGUGCCCACUGCUGUCCAGCCUGGCCACCCGCUUCUGGCUGUACAAUGGGGCCCCCAUCAAUGCCUCAGCCUCCUGCCACGUGCUGCCCAGCGGGGACCUGCUGUUGGUGGGCAACCAGCAGAGCCUGGGGGAGUUCCAGUGCUGGUCCCUGGAGGAGGGCUUCCAGCAGCUGGUGGCCAGCUACUGCCCAGAGGUGGUGGAGGACGGGGAGGUGGACCAGACUGCCCGGGGAGGCAGCGUGCCUGUCAUCAUCAACACAUCGCGGGUGAGCGCGCCAGCUGGGGGCAAGUCCAGCUGGGGCGCAGACAAGUCCUACUGGAACGAGUUCUUGGUGAUGUGCACGCUCUUUGGGCUUGCCGUGGUGCUUCUGGCUUUAUUCUUCCUCUACCGGCACCGUGAUGGCAUGAAAGUCUUCCUGAAGCAGGGGGAGUGUGCCAGUGUGCACCCCAAGACCCGCCCCCUGGUGCUGCCGCCUGAGACCCGACCACUCAAUGGCAUAGGCCCCCCUUCCACUCCCCUGGACCACCGAGGCUAUCAGGCCCUGUCAGAUAGCUCCCCAGGACCCCGGGUCUUCACCGAGUCAGAGAAGAGGCCACUCAGCAUUCAGGACAGUUUUGUGGAGGUGUCGCCAGUGUGUCCCCGGCCCCGGGUCCGCCUUGGCUCCGAGAUCCGUGACUCCGUGGUGUGAGAACAGCUAUAAAAGGAGACCACCCUGGCUUCAGGGGCCAUGAACACUCAGAGGGAUGGCUGGACCUCUGCUCCUCGUGGAGCACCACUGUAGCGCCAGCUCAAGGCCGGCCGGCCCGCUGCACCUCGGCAAAGCAGUCAGCCUUCUAAUCUGGACAGCCAGGACCCUGUGAUCCUGGCCAACAAGGGGCUCUGCACUCCAGGGCCCGGUGGGGCCAUUCCAGGUAGGCUGAAGAGUGCCCCUUAGGUAAACUGAGCCCUUGUUGAAAAAGAAAUAGAAAAUGUGAAGCCAGAGUGAGACGGGGAGACACAACAUGGAAUGCCACUCAACGUCUGCCCCAGCUUGUGGUUUCCCAUCCUCCUGGCCUCCAGGGGACACUGGGGCCUCAUCUGAGGUGGUGGUCGGAGAGAGCGUGAAAUCCCUCACCACUGGCCUCUUCUGCCUUCACCAUAUCCUACUGCCACAGGCCGCCCUCUGUCACUGCAGAGCCAGGCCAGCUCGCCGACUGAGGGUAUAGUAGUUGCUGCCAUAAUCCCACCAUCUCAGGGACCAGAGGGUAAGGCUGGCACUGCAGCCCUCACCAGGCCCUGGAAUCAGACCCAACUUCCGGACCUUUCCGGCCUGUAUCAGGCUGUGGCCACACGAGAGAGAGAGAGCACAAGCCACAUGAGCCCAGGAAAGUUUCUGACAAAGUUCAUCUACCUUUCCCUGGGAAUCUAAGGAAGAGACGGUUGCCUGCCUGUCUCCUUCCAUCCCAGGCUGAGAGAACUGUGCAUCCCUUUCCAUCCUGUCCGCCCUGCUCCAAACACAGGAAGCUGAACUGUGCCCUGCCUCCUCCGCCCACACCUGCCUGCCUCCACUCCAAGGGACAUGACACUGCCCAGCAUAUGGGGUCCUGAAUAUAUGUGGGUUUUAUAUAUUUUUUGAUAAGAUGCACUUUAUUUGUCUUGUUUUUU